Messenger RNA from Betta splendens (Siamese fighting fish), 15174 nucleotides. It is a transcript of the gene fat2, whose product is annotated as FAT atypical cadherin 2. Gene Ontology annotation, biological process: homophilic cell-cell adhesion. The record is from RefSeq and is a predicted model, not a curated record. Gene Ontology annotation, molecular function: calcium ion binding. Gene Ontology annotation, cellular component: plasma membrane. Lineage: Eukaryota; Metazoa; Chordata; Actinopteri; Anabantiformes; Osphronemidae.
GGAGAAUGGUGUUUCAGCAGCACUUUGGUUCAGAGCCUUUGAAAGCGCUGGGGUUGAAGUUUGAAGCCGUUGAAUCACACUUCUACAGUUCUCUGUAUGUGUGUGUCUUUUUCAUGGACUUCAUACCAAACCGCUAUGACACUUCUGUGGCUGAUGACGUUCUGUCACAGGAUUUUUAACGUUCCUCACUUGUGAGGGGAAAACAGAGAGUUUCCUGGAAAAGCCACCUAACUAGACCUCAGGUCUGAGUGUCUUGGUUUUACAGAUGGCAGCUUCAGGGAGAACAUUGAUCACUUUAGCAGUCGUCCUCCUGCAUGUGGCAAGAUGUGACGGGAGCACAAGAAAAGCAAAAGGCAGCUCCCCGCUGCGGUUCACACACCAUCUGUACAACACCACCAUCAAUGAGAACUCAGCGCCGCGGACUUACGUGGAGACGUCGGUGAAGAUGGGCAUCCAAGUGACGGAUCUGCUGUGGGAAAUCAAAUACAAUGUGGUUUCAGGUGACGAUGACGACCUUUUCCAAGCAGAGGCAAGCAAGGUUGGGGAUUUCUGCUUUCUCAGGAUCAAAACCCGCAGCAGUUACUUAGCUCUUCUGAACAGAGAGGUCAGAGACUCUUACACUCUUACUGUGGAGGCAACUGAAAGCACUUUUGAAUUCCAAACAAAAACAAGGGUGUUUGUCCAGGUCCUUGAUACCAAUGACCUGAAGCCUCUCUUCUACCCCGCCUCAUACAAUGUGGCUGUCAGGGAGGACACUCCUCUCAGGUCAAGUGUGGUUCGUGUCAGUGCUACAGAUGCUGACAUUGGAAGCAAUGCUGAGUUUUAUUACUCCUUCACCAGCAGGGCCCAUCCUUUUUUUGUUGACCCCUUCACAGGCACAGUCAGCCUCGUCAAGAAGCUCAAUGAGACGCGGUCGGGGAGAUACGACCUCACUGUUUUAGCUGAAGACAGAACAAAGAAGAUAUCCGGUGUGCAAAAGUUCGGUAAUGUGGCUAAAGUUAUCAUAAACGUGCAAAAGAUGUCUACAAGGGGUCCUGUUAUCACACUUCCCUCAAAACCAGUGGUGUCUUCAGAUGGCAAAAUAACUGUCAAUGUCCACGUGGAGCCAGGGAUUAAGCCUGUGGAAUCCCUUGAUAUUGUUGGGGGAGAUCCCCACAAGCAUUUUGAGAUAAUCCCCCUAGGUGUUCAGGGCAACGACUUCCAAGUGAUCUCCACAAAGAGGAUUUUAUGGUCUCAAUCUCCUUUUGGACUGAAUCUGUCCCUUCAAGCUAAAGACAGGAGCUUUCCAAGUUUGCUCUCUUCAGUUACGCACCUACACAUCCCAGCUUCACAUUACAGCCCAUUGGCAUUUUUGAAAGACACCUACAUUGUGACGCUGAGUGAGUUUUCUCCUCCUAAAAGUCAUGUAGUUAAAGUUUCCGUCACGCCAGUUCCCUACAAUGUUACAUUUGCCAUCAAAAAUAAUCCAGACAGCUCGAAUUUCAGGAUUAAUCCAAAAACUGGGAUCAUCGUUACCAUGGCAACCUUUGACUAUGAGAGGAGAAACUGGUACGAGUUUGAUGUUAUGGCCAAUCAUGGUGAAGCUGUGACUCGCAUAGUCAUAGAGAUAAUGGAUGAAAAUGACAACAGCCCUCAGUUCACACAUUCGUCCUAUCAGGCGUCACUGGAUGAAAACACCCCUGUUGGCAGCAGUGUAUUGAAAAUAGCAGCCACGGAUCUGGAUAAAGGGAAAAAUGGCUUUGUUACUUACACUAUUGCAAAUUCUGGCCCCUUACCUUUCAGUAUAGAGCCAUUCACAGGUGUUAUCUCAACCUCCGAACACUUGGACUACGAGCUGAUGAAACGGCUGUACCACCUGAGAGUUUGGGCCUCUGACAGCGGCAGCCCUUUUAGUCGAGUCAGUGAAUGCCCCGUGACGAUAACACUGAACAACGUCAACGAUAACAUCCCUGUGUUUGAGAGGGUUGGCUGUAAUGCCACUGUCCCCCUAGAUCUACCUAUGGGCCACACUAUUGCUGAGCUCUCCGCCAUUGAUGUAGAUGAGCUGCAGCAGGUGAGGUACGUCAUAGAGGCUGGAAAUGAUUUCCAAGUGUUUAGUAUUGACUCUGUGUCAGGAGCCAUCACCCUCAAGCAACCAAUUCCUCUGGGCGCCGGCUCGUUCACUUUAAGAGUCAUAGCCUCAGAUGGCAAACAUCGCUCCGAAGACUCAGUGGUGAGGAUAACUGUCACUAACAGAGGUGAUGAGCCGACGCUGAGCUGCCUAGAAACAGGCAUUUUCCAACAGCUGACCGAUAAACUAAUAGAGUCAAUAAAACCAAUUUUAACCAGUCAAGAGGAAGAUACGUUUUCUGACGUUCACAUUACCAAUCAACAUUCUCCCAAGUUUGAUUUGAGCAUCCCUGGAUCCAUUGACGUUGUUGAGAACCAUUCAUUGAAUUCCACUGUUGUUGUGUUUAAGGCAACAGACAGUGACAGUGGUUUCAACGGUAAACUGGUUUAUUCCAUAUCAAGUGGGAACGAGGAUGGCUGUUUUUCCAUGGACACUUUCACUGGCGAGCUUCGCUUAGUUUGCCCAUUAGACAGGGAGAGCAAAGAGUUUUACAUCCUAAACGUCACUGUUUACGACUUGGGAACACCACAAACGUCUGCAUGGAAGUUUAUCGCUGUGAACGUCAUGGACAUCAAUGACAGCCCUCCAGUUUUUGAUCAGCCCAGAUACGUCGUCCGUGUGCCUGAAAACACAGAUGUGGAUUCAAUUAUUUUUACAGCACAUGCAGUUGAUCUUGAUGGAGACAUGAGCGGGGAUGUCCGGUACGCCUUACUGACGUCUACAGUCACAUUCAGGGUGGAUGGACUGACUGGAGAAGUGACUGUGGCAGGUAGUUUGGACAGAGAGACGUCACCCAGACAUGACCUUCUAAUUGAAGCAAGAGACCAGACCAAACCCGGCCCUCAGUUGUUCUCUGUCAUUGACCUUGUGGUGGUUUUACAGGACACAAAUGACAAUCCACCCAAAUUUGUACCCAGGAUUUACAAAAUAAAGGUCCCAGAAGAUGUUCCUGUGGGCACCCUCCUUGUCUGGGUGGAAACCAUUGACUUGGAUCUGGGCAGCGGGGGCCUUGUCACUUACAACCUUAAGAACACAGAGGGUGGAAUUUUUCACCUCGACUCCUCUACUGGUGCCUUGACUCUUGAGAGAGAGCUGGACUUUGAGAACCGUUCGUCUUACAACCUCACCGUCCGGGCUGUUGAUCAUGGCCUCCCCCGCUCCCUCUCCUCCUCCUGCUUUGUGGAGAUUCAGGUUCUGGAUGUCAAUGAGAAUCUACACAGACCUGUGUUUUCAGAGUUUGUGUAUGAAGCUGCAGUGAAGGAGGAUGCAGCAGUGGGCACCUCAGUGGUAAUGCUGACUGCUUCCGACAGGGACCUGGGUAGGGAUGGAGUCGUCAGGUACCACAUCUACGAAGGCUCUGGUCUGGGAGUGUUCACCAUCAACGAAGAAACAGGUGUAAUUCGAACAACAGAGACCUUGGACCGAGAGUCAGUUCCUCACUACUGGCUUUCUGUCUAUGCCACUGAUCUGGGCACUGAGCCUCAGACCACCUGGACUCAUGUGUACCUGGAGGUCCUGGACAUUAAUGACAAUGCUCCAGAACUUUCUCAGCCCAUGUAUUUUGCAUCUGUCCCUGAGAACGUGGAAAAAGUCACAUCUGUCGUCCAGGUGUCGGCCAAAGAUGUGGACACAUCCUCUGAUGGGAAGCUUUCCUUCCAGAUGCUGGAAUCUUAUCAGACGUACUUUGACAUUGAUCCAAAAACAGGUGUUAUCAGCACGCUGUCAGCCCUGGAUCGGGAGGAUAAACCGGAGCACAUCAUCGAGGUGAUCGUUUCGGACGACGGAGACCCGUCUUUGCGCUCCACUGCAACGGUCGUGGUCCAAGUUCUGGACUCUAACGACAACCGGCCGAAGUUCACUGACAAGCUUUUCCACGUGAAGCUGCUUGAACAGCGCAACCAGGCGGGUAGACGGGAGGUGUGCAGGAUGUUCGCCCGAGACGACGACGAAGGGUCAAACGCCGCGUUGACCUACACGCUGCAGGACAACGGGGACGAGCGCUUUGAGGUCGACACAGUGACGGGCAUCGUGACAUCACACAGCAACUUCUGGCCUGGAAACUACACCAUUCUCACAAUUAAGGCCACAGAUCAAGGCAGCCCGUCACGCUCCUCCACCGUGAGACUGGACGUGGAGUGGGUCGCCCGCCCACAGCCCUCCCAGGAGCCAAUCAUGUUUGAGGAGCCUCACUUCACUUUUGCUGUCAUGGAAACCGAGCCUGUCACUCACAUGGUGGGCAUCAUCAUGACGGAAACGCAUGGGCUGAAGUGGUUCGAUAUCAUAGAUGGUGAUGAGCAAAAGGACUUCGACAUCCAAAGAAACACAGGAACCAUUUCUAUCGCUCGGCGGCUCGACGCCGCCCGGCACUCCAACUACAACCUGACGGUGCGGGUCACGGACGGACACCACAGCGCCACCACACAGGCCUACAUCCGUGUGCUGGACAUGAACGAGCAUCGGCCCGUCUUCCUGAAGCCGCUCUACGAGGUGAGGGUUCCUGAAGACACGUCCCCGUGGAAGGACAUCCUCCAGAUCAGCGCUCAGGACGCGGACGCCAACAGUAAGCUGGUGUACUCCAUCCACAGCAGCCUCCACCCGGACAGCACCAGGUUCUUCCAACUGGACCCAAAGAGCGGCGUCCUGGUGAUGACGGAGGAGCUCGACUACGAGACCAUCUCUGUGCACACGCUCAUCGUGAUGGUGCGUGAUCAGGACAUCCCGUCCAAGAGGAACUUUGUGAAGGUGGUAGUGUACGUGGAGGACUAUAAUGACCACUCUCCGGCCUUCCUCACUCCUCGCUACGAGGCCACCAUCUCCAACCUCGCCCCUAAAGGCUCCGAGGUUGUCCGGGUCAAAGCCCUGGACAAGGACACGGGCAGCAAUGCUGAAAUCAGCUACUCUCUGCACUCGGGAAAUAUUGACAACGUCUUCUCCAUAGACCCAGAGCUGGGCUCUAUCUUUGUGUCCAAACCUCUGGACCUUCAGCCUCAGGACCAGUUUCACCUGACGGUGAAGGCCACGGAUCAAGGCUUCCCUCAGCGCAGUGACCUCUGCUCUGUCCACGUCCACAUCCGCGUGUCAGACCACACCCCUCCUUCCUUUCCUUCAGAUGAAUACCUAACAGAGAUUAGUGAACUGAGCCCCCCUGGAGCACCCGUGCUCACCGUCUCUGCUUCCAGCCCAGCAGCAGUUCAUUAUAGGAUAGAGGGUGGCAAUCAGAACGGGACAUUUUACAUUGAUCCCUACACUGGAUUGAUUUCAACCAAGAAGCACCUGGAUUUUGAAGACUGCUCCACUUAUAAGAUCAAAGUUACAGGCUCCACCACAGCUGGAGCUGUGUCCAAGACUGUUGUUUAUAUUUAUGUGAUUGAUGAGAACGACAACGCCCCUGCUUUUCAUCAGAGCCAGUAUUUAGGACAAAUAAGUGAGUCGGCUCACGUCAACAGCAUGGUCAUUGGAGAGCGCAACACCCCGUUGGUCAUCCAGGCCUCAGAUGCAGACAAACACGCAAAUUCUCUGCUGGUGUAUGAGAUCCUUGAUCCAGAGGCCCUGAAAGUCUUUAAGAUAGACUCCAGUAUGGGAACUAUCUCUCUAAUUUCUGCAGUGGACUUUGAAUCCAAGGCUGAAUAUCACUUCACCGUGCAGGUGAAGGACUCUGGGGAGCCGUCGCUGUAUGCAGCAGAGCCUGCCAAGGUCACCAUACGCAUCCUGGACCUGAACGACUGUCCGCCACUCUUCAGCACACCAGUGUACGAGUCAUCCGUCAUCCUCCCAGCUGUCAGAGGUGCAGAGGUUGUCCGUGUCGUGGCCCAUGACGCCGACUCGGCGGUUUCAUACAGCAUCACUGAGGGGAAUCUUCACAAUGCCUUUUCAAUUGACCACAACACUGGAGUCAUCACUGUGAACAAUGUGUCUGAGUUUAGGCCAUUUUACCAGCUGGUUGUCAGAGCCUCUGACGGCCUAUACAAAGACUCAGCCAGCGUGACGGUAAAUGGAACCAACCUGACCGCCAGCCAGCUGAGAUUUGAGCAAAGGCUUUAUACGACGAGUGUUAGGGAAAAUCAGAGGACAGUUAAAACUUUAGCUGCGCUAAAAGUCAUAGGAUCUUAUUUAAACGAGCCUCUGUCAUAUUCUGUGAUUAACCCACAGGGGAUGUUUUCAGUUUCACACACAUCAGGUGUCUUUGAAACAACAGGUUUCGCUUUUGACAGAGAGGAACAAGAUGUGUACGAUGUAGUCGUCAAGGUACAAGACCUGCGAUCGCCUCCUCGCACGGCUACGACCCAGGUCAAGGUCUUCAUAGACGAUAUCAAUGACAACGUUCCACAGUUUCUAAACCUGCCUUUUUCUAUGAUGAUAUCUGAAGGCUCUGAACCAGGGGAUGUUUUGUAUCAAGCGACAGCCAUCGACAAAGAUUUGGCAGAAAACGGAUCCAUUAUGUAUUCACUGGAGGAGGACUACGACCUGUUCAGGAUCGACCCUGACGUAGGGGACGUGUCCCUGCAGAGGCCUCUUGACUUUGAAGCCUUGAAUAAAUACAUGUUGACAGUGGUGGCGACAGAUGAAGGCGAGCCCAGUCUCAGUACGGUCUCACAGCUGAGCAUCCAAGUGAGGAACCGAACUAACCCUGUUUUCCAGACUUUACUGUAUCCACUCAAGGUUCCUGAAAACGUUCCCCCGUUCACCACCAUCUUGCAUGUCCAGGCCAGGAACCCUGAAGGUUAUCGUCUCAUCUACAACCUCGAGGAGGAAAAUGCCUCCAAGCACUUUCACAUUGAUUUUAAAACCGGUGUGUUGACCGUGACCAACCCUCUGGACUAUGAGAUCCAAACGCUGCAUGUGUUGACAGUCCGAGCUUCCGAUUCUGUAACUGGAGCAUUUUCAGAGGCUUCGGUUGAAGUAGAAGUGGAGGAUGUGAAUGAUAAUGCACCGGUCUUCUCGAAGGCAUUAUAUAGUGUGAACAUUGCGGAGGAGCUUCCAGUCGGUGCUGAAGUGAUACAAGUUUCUGCCUCUGACAGAGACUCUGGCAGAAAUAAAGAUUUGACCUUUGAAAUGGUGCAGACAGAAGGAAAUGAGACAGAUUUCUUUGAGAUAGACCCUCGCAGUGGUUUUAUUGUCACUAAACAAGUACUAGACUAUGAAAACACAAAGCACUUUCAUCUGAAAAUAAAAGUAACUGACAACGGCACCGUUCCGCUUAGCAGUGAAGCUCAGGUGUCUGUGAAUGUUACAGACGUCAAUGACAACCCACCAGAUUUUGUCAGCUCCCAGUUCGACGCCACGCUGGAUGAAACGGCAAAAUGUGGCCACAUAGUCAUCAAAAUUCAAGCCUCAGAUCCCGACGACGGCGACAUCAAUAAACUCAGGUACAACAUUCUCUCAGGGAACGAAGGUCGUUACUUUAACAUCAACCAGUCCUCUGGAAUCAUCUCCUUUUCCAAUGUCUGCAAGAGAAACCUGGAUCCUCACUAUAAUCUGACAGUGGCCGUGUCCGAUGGAGUGUUUCAGAAAACAGCACCAGUCAACAUAGACAUGAUUAACAGCAACAGGCACAGUCCACACUUCAAGCAGAGCGUCUACGAAGCAGAGCUGGUUGAAAACGCAGAAGCAGGAACACGAGUGAUCCGACUCGCGGCCAUCGACCCUGACGAUGGGCCGUACGGCACCGUAGAUUACACCAUCAUCAACAAACUCGCAGACGAGAAAUUUGCUAUAAACAGCGACGGACAGAUUGUGACCACGCAGCCACUGGAUAGAGAAAACCCCUCCCAGAGAGUCAUAGCCAUCAAAGUUAUGGCAAAAGAUGGAGGCGGGAAAGUGGCUUUCUGCACAGUCAAGAUCAUUCUGACGGACGAGAACGAUAACGUUCCUCAGUUUAAGGCAUCUGAAUACCAGGUUUCAAUUCAAUCCACUGUAAACAAAGGCGCCCCCGUCAUUCAGAUCAUGGCUUAUGAUGCAGAUGAUGGCAAGAACGCAGACGUCACCUAUACCGUGGAUGAAGCUGAGGAAGUGACGGAAGACAUUAUAGAAAUCCACCCUUUUACUGGAAUCGUGAGUGUGAAGGAAAGUCUCGUCGGCAUGGAGAACAAAAUCUUCAACUUUAGAGUGAAGGCUCGCGACGGCAGCCUCCCUUUCUACAACUCCACAGUCCCCGUUCAGCUCAAAGUGCUUCCUCCUGACGUCCCUCUUCCAAAGUUCUCUGAACCGCUGUACACCUUCUCGGCCGCUGAGGACAUCCCCGUGGGGACGGAGAUCGGUUCCGUGCGGGCCGACUCGGACAUGCCCCUCAUUUACAGCCUGGUGAACGGGAACACGGUGGAAAGCAACAAGGACAAGGUCUUCAGCCUGGACCAAGAAAGUGGAACUUUGCUGGUUCAGAAGACCAUCGAUCACGAGAAGACCAAGUGGUACCAAGUGGAUGUGAUCGCUCAGGGGAACCACAACGGCACAGACGUGGCGUCGCUGGUGUCUGUCAGCAUCCAAGUCCAAGAUGUGAACGAUAACCAGCCGGUGUUCGAUGCGAGUCCGUACCGGGCCUUCCUGGCUGAGAACAUGCCUGCUGGAACCACAGUGAUCCAGGUGACUGCGAAUGAUCCAGACACAGACACCAACGGGCUUGUGACCUACAGCUUGGAGUUGUCCUCUAACAGCACCAUCGCUGACAUCGCUGACUUGUUCUCCAUUGACGGCUCGAGCGGCUGGAUCACCACCAUGCGGCCCAUGGACUGUGAGGAGACCAGGGUCUACAGGUUCAGCGUGGUCGCCACCGACCACGGGGGAGACGUCAAGUUGUCAUCCAGCGUCCUGGUGGAGGUGACAGUGACAGACGAGAACGACAACCCGCCCAAGUUCUUAGACGACGUGUUCCGCGGCUCAGUGGUGGAGGACACCAGCCCCGGAGAAGUCAUCGUCUCCAUGACAACCACAGAUGCCGACGUGUCCCUGGAGAACCGCCUUGUGACGUGUUACAUCACUGAUGGAGACGCGCUCGGCCAGUUCGCCAUCAUCCAGGAGGACGAGGGCGUGUGGGGUUUGAUCGCUAAGGAGCGUCUGGACCGAGAAGCCACAGACAGAUACACGCUCAAGGUCACCGCCACCGAUGGGAAGUACGAGGCUCUGGCUUCUGUGGACGUUCACGUGCUGGACAUUAAUGACAACAGCCCAGCGUGCGAAGAGCUGGUGUACACAGGGGUGGUGAUGGAAAACUCGCCCUCCAGCAUGUUUGUUCUCAGGGUUUCGGCCUCAGACCCAGACGUGGGAGCUAAUGGGCAGAUCUCCUACACCCUGCACGGCCCAAACGCUGACAAAUUCCAUCUGAACCACAGGACAGGUGAGCUGUUCACUCUGGCCGUGCUGGACCGCGAGAGGGAGGCCGAGUACAACCUGGUGUCGAAGGCGACGGACGGCGGGGGCCGCUCGUGUCAGGCCGACAUCCUGCUGAUGAUCCAGGACAUGAACGACAACCCGCCUCGCUUCUCCUCCAGCCACUACGAGGUCACGGUGUUUGACAACACCACGGUCCGAACGCCCAUCGCCGUCAUCUACGCCAGAGACCCAGACACCGGAAUUAACUCUGAGGUGAAGUACUCCCUCCUGGCAGGGGACAGUGGAUACUUCUCUCUGGAUGAGUUCUCGGGGAUCCUCCGCCUGGAGCGACCUCUGACCUCCGACACCCCGCCCACCUUCGAGCUUAAGGUGAAAGCCACCGACCGGGGCCUGCCUCGUCACCUGUACUCUGUCGCCACGGUAACGGUGGACAUAGUCUCCCUGGACGACUACCAGCCCGUGUUCCUAAACUCUGAGUACACCGCCCAGCUCCCAGAAUCCUUAGCGGUUGGGUCGGAGGUGCUGAGCGUGUCUGCCCUCACUAGAGAUGGCGGAGGACCCACUCCAGUCGUGUACCGCAUCGUGGCCGGAAACGAGGACCAACGCUUCCUGCUGGACUCGCACACAGGUCGCCUCACCCUCAUGGCGCCUUUGGAUUUUGAGGUUUCCCGGGAGUACUUCCUGUCUGUGGAGGGCAGCCGCGGAAAGCCGUCCCUCAGCGACAUCACCACAGUCAUCAUCAACGUGACGGACGUCAACGACAACACGCCCGCGUUCGGACGAGGCGACUACAGGGCGGAGGUAUCGGAGGAGCUGACGCCCGGGGCUCUGGUGAUGAAGGUGACGGCUACGGAUCAGGAUGGUCCCAUCAACAGCCUUCUGCGAUACUCUAUAGUGAGCGGGGAUCCUCUGCAGCAGUUUUCCAUUGACCCUCGCAGCGGAGAAAUCACCGUCCAAACUGCACUGGACAGAGAGGAGACCCCCCAUUACUCUCUGACCGUGCAGGCAGCUGAUGAAGGCGCUCCUCCCUUGUCGUCAGCAGUCGUCAUCACCAUCACAGUCACUGAUGUGAAUGACAACCCGCCCGUCUUCUCUCAGGUCAAGCACAGUCUGCUGCUGCAGGAGGGCGAGUCCAUCGGCAGCAGCGUCCUCCAGCUGGUGGUGACGGACAAGGACACGCCGAGGAACGGCCCGCCCUUCUCCUUCCACAUUGUCAGUGGCAACGAGGAUCGACGAUUCCACGUGGACCAGGGCGGGCUGCUGUCGCUCUCUGCUCCGCUCAGGAAGAAGGUCAAAGCCCGUCAUCAGCUCAAGAUACAGGUGACGGACAGCGGCCUCCCUCCCCUCUCCUCCAUCUGUGUGGUCAACAUUAAUGUCACUGAGCAGAGCAGGUACCCUCCCUCGGUCGUGCCUUUGGAGGUCUUCAUCACCACCGCGGGGGGGCAGUUCGCCAACCAGCUCGUCGGCAGACUGCAGGCUUCAGAUCAAGACCUGCAGGACGUGCUGACCUACAAGCUGCUAUCAGAAAACCCAGAGGGACGAAGGUUCUCCGUCGACUCGGCUGACGGUAAAAUCUGGGCCGAUGAAAACCUGGAUGAGGGCUUUUACUCCCUUAACGUCAGCGUGACCGAUGGGAAGUUCAGUGUCUGUGCCGAGGUCAAAGUUCACGUGUGGGCGGCCGACCAAAGAGCGCUGGACUCCGGUCUGACGCUGCACAUAGACAGGAUGUCCCCAGAGGAGUUCCUGAGCGUGUACUGGAGAAGCCUCCAGCGCCACCUGGGACAAGCGCUGGACGUUCCCAGGCAGGAGCUUCACCUCGUCAGCCUGCAGCAGCAGCGCGACGCCCAGGUCCUGGACGCCCUGCUGGUCUGGAGGCCGCAGCCCGGGCGCGUGCAGCCGCUGCCGACCACCAGGCUGGCAGGCAUCAUGUCAGACAUCGAGGACGCUUUGGGCCUGAAAAUCCUCAGGCUGAGCCACAACGGAUGUCUGGGCCCCGGCUGCCCGCCGCGCGGCUGCAGGAACGCCGUGCGCCUCAGCCAUUUCACCACCGCCAGGGCCGGUUACAUCACCCCCCAACACAGCUGGGAGAGCGUGUGCCCCUGUAACGAGUCGGCCGUGCGGUUCGACGAGACGUCAUACCUGAAGUACCUUCACGGGAUGGAUGAGGACCACCAGGAGUUUAAGGUCUCACUAAAGUUCAAGACUUUCCAGGAGCAAAGCUUCCUGAUGUCCAGCAACAGCACCAACAACUGGGGAACGUUACAGUUGACCGAUGGAGUGCUGCAGUUCAGGUACAGCUGUGGAAACGACGCCCCUCUUUCCUUAACCAUCACAUCUGGUCCAGUAUCAAAUGGACAGUGGCACAGUGUCCUGCUGGAGGUCAACUCCACUGCCCUGAGACUGACCCUGGACCAGCAGCAUCCAGCGUGGACCAGCCUAACCGAGCCGUGCCGGAUGUUGGGCUCCCAUGGUGCUUUGCUCUUCGCCUCUGCCUCUCACGGCUCUGCUCCACGGGGCCAGUUGAGCCCACGUAAUUUCAUUGGCUGCCUUAAAGACUUGGAACUGAAUGGGCAGCCAAUCAGAGUGGGCGAUACGGCGGAGUGGAGCGGGCCCGGGAGCAGGAGGCUGUUCGGGGUGUACCAGUGCUGCAGCACGGCCGGAGCCUGUGACGCCAGGCCCUGUGUGAACGGGGGAAUCUGUGAGGAGGACGCUACUGGAGAGCCGCUCUGCAGGUGUUCGGGCCUCUUCCACGGACUCCGCUGUGAACUGGACAACAACCCGUGCGCCUCCCAGCCGUGUUCCCACGACGGGGUGUGUGUUCCCAAGGCUGGAGGCUACAUGUGCAACUGUUCGCUAGACAACCCUGGAGAAUGGUGUCUCUCCACCUCCGUCCGGAAGCACUCUCCAGUCAUUGGCUACAUGGAAGCCUUGGAGAUCGGUGCCAGUGUGCUCGGGCUAGUUCUGCUGGUUGGCGUCUUUGUUUGCAUCAGAAAACGUUACGUUCACCAGAAGAAGAAAAAGCCCGUUUGCGUCCAGGAUUCAAACGGCUACUUCCAGCCCAGUCUGAGCAAAGGCCUGAAAGCCGAGAACCAGGACGUCGGUGCCAUCGAGAUGAGCUCUCUGGUCGGGCUCAAAGAGCUCAACAACACACCGUUCAGGUCGCUGCGCCACAUAGGUCUGUCAGGAGGUGGGGUCUCCUCCACAAAGACGCAGGGGCCGGCCGUGUGCAGCGUGGCGCCCAAUCUGCCUGCCAGGCCGCCGUCCAGCUCCGACAACGACUCCAUCAGGAAGAACCCGUGGGACUAUGAGGUUUACCCGGCCGACCCAGACUACUACGGCCGGCCGGCGGUCCAGGAGUUCCCCCAGUUCGACAUUGUUGAGGACUCCUACUCCACCUCCACCACGGAGUCGCGCAGAAACUCUCGCUUCAGCGGGUUCCCCUUCCCGCUGGACCGGGCCGACCGCCGCGCCCCCCUGCCGCCCUGCUACAGCAACCAGAACCUGGACGACUUCCUGGGGCCCGACGGGCUGCCUCUUCCCAGCUCUCAGUGCCCCAACGAGUACACGGCCAUCAGCUACUACCCCACGCAGCACGCGCGCAGCCUGGACAACGUGUCGGGAGGCUACAAGCGGCUCAGCAUGCGCCUGAGCGUGGCCAUGCCCUCGUACGCGGAGCAGGCGCCGCUGCCGCCGGAGCCCAACCCGGCCGAGCCGCAGACGCGCCCGGCGCCGCAGAACCCGCGCAGCUGCGGCAGGAGCAGCACCGUGGGCAGCGACUACGGGAGCUGUGAGGAGGUCAUGUUUUAGUUUGCUUCCUGUCUGGUGACGUUUGAGCAGCGUCGGUUACAAGCACACUCCUUCUAAGACUCCGCUCUGUGAGAUCUGAUGAAGACAACGGCACCGUGUGAACCUUCCAUUCCUUUGACUUCGUGAGGUCGUGGAGUCUCGCUGCGCCAGACUAGAGCAGAGUAAAUCAGGGCAGAGCAAGUUCAGCAAAAGUUCAUCUUUUUUUAAAUGUUGCUAAAAAAACGGUAGUUAAUUUUUCAGGAUGGUGAACAGUAUUACACAUCUGACUGUGGAUCGCUUCCACAUUCCAAGUUUUUUUUUUACUCCAAGUAGGACUCUUCCUCUGCUUCCAGGACUCGUCCAGACAAAUCUUCCAUCUACAGUGAUUUAUUUUAUACUUAGGUUUUUGAAAGGUGACAAACAUUAUUUCAUGAAAACCAACAUUUCCAUGAACAAAUGAAUAUUGACUGUCCGUUGGUGUGUGUUACAUUUAAUGGGGCUGGUUCCUCAAAAACAGAUGAAAGCCAUAAAUUAAGUGACCAAGUAAUGUGAGCUGUGAUGUGAUCAGAUGUUAGUGUUACACUAGGAUAAAUGUUUUCAUUAUUACACGUUCUGUGACUUUUAGAUCACAGUAUUUCCUUCAGACCAUAUGUUGCUGUUCGUAGUGAACUUCUGCUCUGCAGUGUUGCUGAUUAUAAACGCUUGAUGUUGAGCUUUGGAGCAGUACAGAAAAUGUCUAUGCAGCCAUUUCAAUUGGUGUAAAUGUACAAGCCUGACUUAAAACAAACACACACUGAGUUAUCGUAUUUGUAAGUUCAUAUCAUUAUUUCAUAAAAGAUCUGCAGCAACAUUUAAAUAUUAAUCUGCAGAUUAAUCAAUAUAAUCAAAGAUUCUGGUUUGUGAAGCAUCAAAAUCUAUUUCAGAAAGGUCCAUUAUUUCAAUAAGUCCUCAACGCUUUUGAAAACAAAGUCUGACUCAAAUGAUCAACAUUCUCUGUAACACGUUAAUUCUUAUUAACCUGUCUGUUUAAACCUGCUCCAGUGGCCACACGUUCUUCACCUUCCUACAUCUAACACAGUAUAUCAAUAAUCUGCAUGAUCCCAAUAUACACUACAUGUACGUACUGCAUUUUGUGUAACCUGAACCAAUGAACAGACGUUUGGGCAGAUGUUUAAAGUCGGCCCAUUCAGCGAACUGUUGGUAGUUUGCAGCCGAAGCUGAAGACGUGUUCGUCUGUGAUGACGCUGUCCAAACAACACAGAGCAAACACAAACCUUAAAGCUUGUGUUUUCAUAUCUCUCAUCCUGACAAAAAUGAACGUUCAAACAUGAUUGAAAUUCAGAUGAGGCUUCUAACGUUAUAGCCACAAUGUUUAUGCUGCUCUUUGAGCUGCGCUGAUAGAGACACUGAGUUAACGUUAGCUGGUGACUCAGUAACUGCCAGCACACGUCCUGUGAUGGUGGUUGAACCUGAGAUUCUGUCACUACAACCUCACAACCACGAUUAUCAUCCAAGAUACUGAAAUUAUUGCUGAAGAAGUUAAUGUUGGUCAUUUGCUGUCUUAACGAAAAACCAGAAGAAGAAAUAACAUCAGCUACGUGGAAUCCAGUAAAAAAAAGGGUUUAACCAAUCAUCUGUUCUCAAAUUGAUCCUCCACCAGUGGAAUCUGCGUAAACACGACGGUCAAACAUGUUUUAGUUUGAACAGCGUCUGUAGAAACAGUCUGAUAAAGUAAAGCGUCUGUGUUUGUGUGGUGAUGUUGUUUUACCUGAAUGCACGCUGGUUUGUUUCCUUUAGGUCUGAACACAGUUUAUUUUUGUAUUAAUGUGGGCCGCCCCAUGUUUUGCUCUGUUGUUUCUCUGUGAGAGAUUUUAUUAAGAUGCUAUGUUUCUAGUAUUAUGUUUCUAUAUUGUAAAGAAAUCUGAAUAAAGAUGAUCUUCUAUGAACAGUGA